CAAAAGCAAAGUCUUAAGAGUACUAAUUAGCAAAAAUGCUAACCAUUUCUUCUCCUAUGUUUUCAACUAAUGAUAAUUUUAAUUGGCUUUUGGAUGAUCCAAUAAGCCAACAAUUAAACAUUAAUCCCAUAGAAACUUUUCAUUCAUCAUCUUCAUCAUCACAAAAAAAUCUUCACCAUUGUGAUUCGAUUAAAUUUGAUCAGAAUAAUAUCAACGGUAAUGAUCAUAACCAACCUGAUCAGGCGGUAAAGAAGCUUAAUCAUAAUGCAAGUGAACGUGAUCGUAGAAAGAAAAUCAACGACUUAUAUUUUUCUCUUCGUUCUUUACUUCCUGCUUCUGAUCACACGAAAAAGCUUAGUAUUCCAUCAACAAUAUCAAGAAUUCUCAAGUACAUACCAGAGUUACAAAGUGAAGUGGAAAGAUUGAUUCAAAAGAAAGAAGAAUUUACAUCAAGAACUAUUUCCAAUAGAGAAAAAUCAAAUGAUUUUAACAAGCAAAAGAGAAUAAUAAGAGGUGGAAUUGAGAAUUCUUCACUAGUAAUUUCAGCGAGUGAAGUUGGUAAUAAAGAAAUAGUGAUACAAAUAUCAACUUUGAAGAACAAUAAGGGUUCAAUUGGUGAGGCUAUUUCAAUAUUAGAAGAUGAAGGACUUUUUCUACUAAAUGCAACUUCUUUUGAAACUUUUGAAGAUAGGGUAUUCUAUACCUUGCAUUUUCAGGUUGAAGGAACUAUGGUGGUUGAGGUUGACAUGUUAAGAGACAAACUUUCAUCUUAUUUUGAGAAGGAAGACAUUUUAUAAUUACUACAAUGAAUUUCUAUUUAGGAAGAUUUAAUUUAUAUGUAAAUGACAUUAUAUUUUCAGGUUAAUUUUUGCUUUUUGCUGUUUUUGAGUAGGACAUGAUCAGAAAAAAAAAUUAUAUAUUGUAAAUACCAUUUAAUUUUCCUUUCAUUAUGAAUGUGCCUUCAUCAUUUUCAAGAGAGGCAUUAUCUUGUA
Capsicum annuum is the source of this 992-nucleotide messenger RNA. Its product is annotated as transcription factor ORG2. The transcript is spliced from 3 exons. The record is from RefSeq and is a predicted model, not a curated record. Gene Ontology annotation, biological process: regulation of transcription by RNA polymerase II. Bases 36 to 797 code for a protein of 253 amino acids. Gene Ontology annotation, molecular function: RNA polymerase II transcription regulatory region sequence-specific DNA binding; protein dimerization activity; DNA-binding transcription factor activity, RNA polymerase II-specific. NCBI's taxonomy places the organism in Eukaryota, Viridiplantae, Streptophyta, Magnoliopsida, Solanales, Solanaceae. Gene Ontology annotation, cellular component: RNA polymerase II transcription regulator complex.